UUCACCAGUUGGUUUUUCGCACUUGCGGAAGAGAGUGCCUCAGUGGCUAACGCUUAUUGUUGCGUGUUCUAUUUCGUAAUACACAGUCAUAUUCACAUAACAAUGGUCUCGCCACUAAUCAAACAAUCAUGGAUAGUGCUGGGCACGCUGCUGUGUCACUUCUCCGGCGGUGUGGUCAACAGCUACCCCGCCUGCCUGCUCCCCGCUCUGAUGGCCAAGGAUUCCCCCAUCCCAGUGGACCGGGACACGGCUUCCUGGAUUGCUUCAUCCAUGGUGUUCGGAGGGUGGCUCGGCAACAUUGCAGGCGCUUACUUCCUCGACAAGUUGGGUCGCAAGCUGUCCCACAUCCUCUUCAUCAUCCCGAGCAUCCUGGGCUGGCUGCUCAUCUACUUCGCCACCAACGUGCCCAUGCUGAUCAUCGGGAGAAUCGCUAAAGGCUUCUCUCUGCUCGCCACCUACAAUAUAGGGCUAUGCGUAGUGGCAGAAUACACAGCGCCUGAAGUGCGCGGGCUCAUGUUCAGUCUUAAAACAUUGUCUUUCGUUGUGAGUACCCUUUUGACGCACUUGGUAGGAAUCUAUUUCCACUGGAGGACGGUGGCGCUGAUCGCGACGGUGCCGCUGCUGGCGAGCCUGGGCGUGACGAGCUCGUGGCCCGAGAGCCCGGCGUGGCUGCUGCUGCGCGGGGAGCGGCGCCGCGCCGGGGACGCCUUCCGCUGGCUGCGCGGCUCCGGCGCGCGCGCACAGCGGGAGUUCCAGGCCAUGCUGCAGGCGCAGCACGAGCGGACACUCAACACACAGGCGCCCAAAAGUCUCACAGACAAAAUGCUACAUUUCUUCAGAUGGUUUACCAAGAGGGAAUUCGUCAAACCUUUGAUCAUAUAUUUCGCUUUGUGCGUGUGUCUGGAAGGAUCCGGACGUCAUAUUAUCCCUGUGUUUUCAACGUCUAUUAUGACCGAAAUUCUGCCUGAGAAGAUGGAUGUCUCGGUGUACAUCAUCAGCUUCGACAUUAUUUCUGUGAUAGGCAAUGUCAUGUCGUGCCUCAUAAUUAAGUUUUUAAAUCGAAGAACGAUUUUAUUUUGGAGUGGUUUUGUAUCUGCUGCAAUUUUGUCCAUAUUUUCUUUGUAUGGUUAUUUGAUAUAUGUAGAUGUUAUGACCAGUAGACCUUGGUUGUUGGUGUCCAUUUUAGUUUGCUAUCUUAUGGUUUCAAAUGUUGGUAUUUCCUCCUUACCUUUAGUUAUAUCAGGAGAGAUAUUUCCACUUGCUAUUAGAGAGACAUCCACUGCAGUUGCCAAUUUUAUUGCAUUAUUAUUCCUUUUUACUGUUUUAAGAGUAACAUUGAUUUUGUUCAAUCUACUGACAGUAUACGGUGCCUUUGCUGUGCUAGCUAUCUUGUUACUAAUAAGUCUGAUAUACAUGUACUAUUAUCUGCCAGAAACUAGGAAUAAAUCAAUGCAAGAAAUUGAGGAUUACUUCUACUAUGGGAGGUCUUAUAAAAGGGAAUUGACUAAAGACACAGACCCAGAAGUGGAGGCGAUGGUUUGUUCUGUCGAUGUGAACAAACCUUUGUAAACAUGUAGGUUUAACCUUUUGGGUCAUCAUACCAUAACUAA
Plutella xylostella (diamondback moth) is the source of this 1610-nucleotide messenger RNA. RefSeq names its product facilitated trehalose transporter Tret1. Gene Ontology annotation, cellular component: membrane. Gene Ontology annotation, molecular function: transmembrane transporter activity. The record is from RefSeq and is a predicted model, not a curated record. Gene Ontology annotation, biological process: transmembrane transport. NCBI's taxonomy places the organism in Eukaryota, Metazoa, Arthropoda, Insecta, Lepidoptera, Plutellidae.